Pelobates cultripes (western spadefoot toad) is the source of this 372-nucleotide messenger RNA. NCBI's taxonomy places the organism in Eukaryota, Metazoa, Chordata, Amphibia, Anura, Pelobatidae. The record is from the annotation of a GenBank genome assembly.
AUGGCUGACUGCUGGCACGCCCUACACCACUCGGAGAAGGACUACACGUUAUAUUCCCCACCUCACAAUUCUUACUCACGUAUUUACGACUUCUUCCUCCAACACCGUCCCUUAGAUGACCACCUCUCAGCGACCAUAGCCUCCAUGUCCUGGUCAGACCAUGCCCCGGUUAUCAUUACAAUCACCUCACCAACUCUUUUCCAGAAACAAUGGACCUGGAGACUCAAUGAGUCGCUGAUAGAAGACCCCCUAAUCCAAAAAGAGGUGCAAUCCCACAUAGAUCAAUUCUUCAACGCAAACAGCACACCAGACUCUGCCCUGGACAAGAUCUGGGAGGCACACAAAUGUGUAAUCUGUGGCAUACUGAUUUGA